GUCAUUGGCGGCUGGGGGUCUUCGAACUCGAAUGCUUCAAAGUUCACAAGCUGUGUGCAAGCUGUCUUGUCCAGCUACCACUAAUCGUGUGGUCAUACCAAGGCUCAGGCUAUAUACUAAGUUGAUCUGCCAUGGACGGCGCACCUACCGACACUACUCACCUGGAUUGGGGCAACGUCGGCCUCGGCUUCUCCUUCAUUCUUUUCAAUGGCCUCAUUUCUACAUCGCUACAACUUGGAGUAGGAUCGUCACUACUCUCUGCGGCCAUACGUUGUGUAGUGCAGUUGGGGCUAGUCGCGCUGGUGUUGCAGAAGGUGUUCGAGACGAAUAAUCCAUGGGCAGUUGGCAGUAUUGCAUGUUUGUUGAAUUUACUAGGGACUAUCGAGGCAGUUGUGAACAAGUCUAAAAAGCGCUACAAUCAUAUGUUCUCCUCUGUACUGUUUGGUAUGCUGUGCUCGACGAUACCUGUCUCCAUCAUCGGCAUCCGCUUCGCCAUGGCCGUAGACCCCUUCUGGAAGCCCGAACAAUAUAUUCCGAUUGUUGGCAUGUUAUGUGGAGGCACGAUCUCGGGAAUCGUUGUUUCCGUGUCUUAUGUACUCCGGGAAAUAUACGACAAUCGCGACAAAGUAGAAAUGUACCUCGCAUUUGGAGCAUCACGUUUUGAAGCAUGCAGACCUGUCGCACGAGAAGCUCUUCGUCUUGCGCUAACUCCAACGAUCAAUCAAAUGAGGUUCGUACCAUCCAAAAUACAAGCUAUUUCUAAUUCAGUGUUUACCCUUGACAAUAGCGUGAUCGGAAUCAUUGCUAUUCCAGGCAUGAUGACCGGUGCCAUACUUGGUGGCUCUUCGGUUCAGCAGGCAGCUCGGCUCCAGAUGGUUAUCAUGUUUAUGAUUUCCGCCUCCACAGCACUUGCAUCGAUUAUCACCACUAUCACAACGCUUGCUGUCGUCGUCGAUAGCGAGGAUCGCCUCCGCCCGGACCGCGUCGAUGUGCGCGAGCAUCCGGUCUGGCGUGCGAGGAAUUGGCUCUUCAGCCGAGCAGUGGACGGGGUGAAACGCACCGUGCAGAGCUGUCGUGGGCUCAGACGCGAGGAUAGACAGAAUGGGGCUGCGGAUACGGAAAGGUUGCUGGGCUGAUGCUCAUCUUGUUCUAUCAAAAAAAAAACGCUUUCUUGCCAACCGCGCGAAGUUCACCCUCCUUAUUCAGAUCUUAUCGUGUAUGGGCAAUGGUUU
This is a messenger RNA of Suillus subaureus, 1232 nucleotides long. RefSeq lists its product as uncharacterized. Bases 132 to 1136 code for a protein of 334 amino acids. The record is from RefSeq and is a predicted model, not a curated record. NCBI's taxonomy places the organism in Eukaryota, Fungi, Basidiomycota, Agaricomycetes, Boletales, Suillaceae. The transcript has 7 exons.